AUGGCUAUUAAAACCGUUGCAAUCGCCGGAGGCUCAGGUUCCCUUGGCGGGCCCAUAAUCGAGUCUCUUCUGUCAUCCGCCUUUGAGGUAACAGCACUCGUCCGGGCCGGCAAACAGGCUGCUUUCCCGGCAACAGUGAAGAACGUCACAGUCGACUAUGCUUCUCAUGAAAGCCUCGUUUCUGCCUUCCAAGGAAUCGACGCCGUGAUCUCAGUCCUCAGUGGUCCAGGACUGGAAUUCCAGCCCGCAAUCGUUGACGCCGCCAUUGAGGCAGGCGUGUCCAGAUUCCUGCCCAGCGAGUUCGGCUCUAAUACCUACGUCUCAAAGAUGUCAGAAAUCCCAAUCUUUCAGGGCAAAGUUGCGUUCCAGAAAGCUCUGGAACAGAAGGUGGCACAGCACCCGAGUCUGUCAUAUUCUUUAAUCGUUCAUGGACCCUUGUUUGAUUUCUGCCUCGCUGGUGGCCUAUUUGCAGACAUCAAAAACCGCGAGAUGACAAUUUAUGAUGGUGGAGACAAUACGUUCUCAACGACUUGCUUGGCCGACCUUGGGUCGGUCGUUGUUGGUGUUUUGAAGAACCCUGAGCAGACUAAGAAUCGGGCGAUCUUCGUUGAAGGUGCGAAUCUCACCCAGAACAAGCUCUUGAGCAGUCUGGAAAAAGUGACGGGGUCGGCCUGGACAAGGAAAGAGGGGUCUAUUGCGGAUUUAAAUGCUGCUAUGAUGGCUGAGAUGCAGAAGGAGCAGCCAAAUCCUGGUGUUUUUGUCCCGGGUUUCCUGAAGGUUGCUAUCUUCGGUGGAUCUGCGUAUGGCUCAGAUUUGAAUGAGCAGACACCUGGACUCGACAAUGAUGUCGUCGGUCUAAAGGCAUACAGCGAGGAGGAUUUGGAGAAGAAGAUUAAGAGUAUUAUUGGUUGA
This is a messenger RNA of Penicillium pulvis, 912 nucleotides long. RefSeq names its product aromatic alcohol reductase. The record is from RefSeq and is a predicted model, not a curated record. The coding region runs from base 1 to 912 and encodes 303 amino acids. Gene Ontology annotation, molecular function: oxidoreductase activity. The transcript has a single exon. NCBI's taxonomy places the organism in Eukaryota, Fungi, Ascomycota, Eurotiomycetes, Eurotiales, Aspergillaceae.